GAAACUCUGUCAUGUACCAGUCAUUCAGAAACCUCUCUUUUUGCUAAGGAUGGAAAACACAAUGGAUUCUGUCAUCAACAUGAGGAUAACAACUGGACCACAAGAAUUUUGCGAGGCAGACGACAGGCUGCACUUCCGAAGCACCGAGGAUCGAGAAAACCUCCCAUACUUCAUCUGAUUCCAGCUGCAUAUUCAACAAAUGAAAUGCUUGACCUCACAGAAGUUAUCUGGAAAAAGAGCGCAGGACAGGGUCAAUGCUUUGAACACCAUGGAAAAUCUGUUGUCAUGAAGGAGAAUGGAUUUUAUUUUAUAUAUAGCCAGGUUCUGUUCCAUGACAUCACAUUCACAAUGGGUCAACUGAUGAUGCGAACAAUCCCCAGUAAGGAAAACAAGACCCAGAUACUCUUCAAAUGUGUACAGAGCAUGUCCGCCUGGGAAGCUUAUUCUCACAACUCCUGCUACAGUGCAGGUGUUUAUGAACUUCAGAAGGAAGAUGUUAUUCAGCUCCUGAUCCCACGAUUCAAUGCAACUGUUGACAUGAGCAGCCAUGCCACAUUCAUGGGGAUAAUGAAGCUGUAGGACUUCAAUUCCCAUAAUUUAAUGUAGCACUAAACCCACUCUGUUCUCAGCAUGAAAAGAAAAUUGUAGCAGUUUUCCUAUCUUAGUUAACAUCACAUCAGUGAGGUGAUAAAUAACAAAAUAGUUGAUUUUGUUUUAACUUAAUAAACCAGUGAUGUUAAAUAUUUGAAACUGAUCAUUUCGUCCAAGCAAUUUUCAUAUUUUGCAAUGUUAGUGGUUUUGCAUUAACUUUUUCAGAAAGGGAACAUUUUUGUAUUUCUUGUUGUGGGAUAAAGCGAUUAAAUGCACUUUGUUAAAAAGAAAUGCAAUCUAAAGGAUAUUUUUAAUCAUAUGGUUUUGAGAUCCCAGAGUCUACAGAAACUGAAACUAUAAAAGACAUCUGAUUGGUGUUAGUAAUUAUCUUGCAGUAUGUUACUGAGCAAGGUUUAAAGAAUUGUGAGGUAGUGGUCAA
Messenger RNA from Protopterus annectens (West African lungfish), 1030 nucleotides. RefSeq names its product tumor necrosis factor ligand superfamily member 13-like. NCBI's taxonomy places the organism in Eukaryota, Metazoa, Chordata, Ceratodontiformes, Protopteridae. The annotation marks the transcript as partial. Gene Ontology annotation, cellular component: membrane. The transcript is spliced from 5 exons. The record is from RefSeq and is a predicted model, not a curated record. Gene Ontology annotation, biological process: positive regulation of isotype switching to IgA isotypes; immune response. Gene Ontology annotation, molecular function: tumor necrosis factor receptor binding; receptor ligand activity.